AUGUAUGCUACGGUAGGAACACUUCCUGAUAUCGCUCAUGUUGUUGGAGUUGUUAGCAGAUUUAUGGGAAAUCCAGGAAGGGAGCACUCGGAAGCUGUGAAAUGGAUUUUGAGGUACGUAAAAGAAACUACUGACUACGGGUUGUGGUUUACUAAGAAUACAGAGUUCAAGGUGGAGGGUUACUGCGAUGCAGAUUUUGCAUCUGAUCGAGAUAGAAGUAGGUCAGUUACAGGGUAUCUGUUUCAAGUAGGUGGCAACACUGUCAGUUGGAGAUCUGGUCUCCAACUUAUUGUGGCCUUAUCAACUACUGAAUCAGAAUGCAUGUCGUUGACAGAAGGAGCUAAAGAAGCGUUGUGGCUUAAGGGAGUGUGUGAAGAUCUAAGCUACGAUCAAGGAGCAGUAAAGAUAAAUUGCGAAUCACAAUCGGCUAUAUUUCUAGCUAAAAACGGUGGAUAUCAUGAAAGAACAAAACACAUUCACAGGAAAUUCAAUUUCAUCACGGAUGUUAUUGAAGAUGGAAGUGUAUCAGUGGUGAAAGUAAACACUAGCCUAAAUCUAGCCGAUAUCCUAACGAAGAGCGUACCUGGGAAGACUUUAGAGAAGGCUCUGGUGUCGGUCAAGGUCUGUAGGUGA
Molecule: messenger RNA, 633 nt
Organism: Brassica napus (rape)
Lineage: Eukaryota; Viridiplantae; Streptophyta; Magnoliopsida; Brassicales; Brassicaceae
Product: secreted RxLR effector protein 161-like
Exons: 1
Coding region: 1-633 (210 amino acids)
Source: RefSeq, a predicted model, not a curated record